Molecule: messenger RNA, 2328 nt
Organism: Pochonia chlamydosporia 170
Lineage: Eukaryota; Fungi; Ascomycota; Sordariomycetes; Hypocreales; Clavicipitaceae
Product: transposase
Exons: 3
Coding region: 1-2328 (775 amino acids)
Biological process (GO): regulation of DNA-templated transcription
Source: RefSeq, a predicted model, not a curated record
AUGGACAUAUGCCGCCUUCUCAACGCACUAAGUCCCUCGCCAGGCCGGACCACUACCGGUACAGCCACCGCAGCUGCUGCCGCCAACGACCCAACAGACGAUGACUACACUGGGGCUACGAUCCCACAACUGCCACCAUCGCCACUCUUUGACACCUACGAUGGCCUCUUUGCCUUCCUCCGCAACUUCCAUCUUUCUAAUGGCUCCGCAAUAGUGAAAGCCUCCAGCUCCUCAAGGCGGGACAUCGGGGGUAUCAUCCAGCCAAGCUACAUCGUCUUCAAGUGCGACCGCGGCCCGCGACGGACGUCACAAAGCUCGGGUCUCAGGAAGCCGUCAUCACAGAAGCUUGAUUGUCCCGUCAAAGUCACGGCCAAGGCCACCAAUUCGUCUAACAAGAAGUGGACGUAUACGGUAGUUCAUGGCCAGCAUAACCACGGACAGUCCCUUGAUCCAUCGGCGCACAUUGUCUAUCGCCGCCGCACGGUUGCUCAGCGACAAAAGGAGCGAGAGCUAGCCAACGAGAAUGGCAUUAGGGCCCGCGAGAUGCUACCCAAGCCUUCGUCAAGGAGCUUGAGAGCGGGGGUAUUAGUCAGAACCUUGCGCGACGAAGAUGACCGCGUCUGUGCCGUCUUUUGGACGUACGACUGGUGCCGCACAAUGUGGAAGAAGUUUCCGGAGGUGCUCGGUUUGGACAACACGUACAAGACCAACCGCUUUGGGUUACAUCUAUUUCAAGCCACCGGUGUGACGGAUCAGAAGUCCCUGGCCAACUUCGCAUUCGGCCUUAUAAACGGCGAAAAAGAGCACCACUUCCAGUGGUUAUGUGACCGACUUGACGAGCUUCGCAUCGACAUUGGGGCAGACACGCCAGAGGUUAUAAUCACCGACAAGGAACAGGCUCUCCGCACAGCCCUCUCGAACACCUUUCCAGGUGCCCAACAGCAGCUAUGCGUAUAUCACAUCUUGGCCAACGUCCGAGCUAAAAUUAACGCCCGCUGGAAGGACACCGAGGGCGACAAUGACGGCGAUGCUAGUGUUGAGUCUGAUAAUGACGUAAACGCCCUUUCCGCUCAUCCAAGCGACAAACCCGCCAAGCAGCUCCAGCCAGUGCUAGAUCUUGAUGUCACCGCCAGGGGCCGUGUGCAAGACGAGGCAGAGGACGGGCUUGCGAACCCCUCUGAUGACUACAGCCGUGAGGGGAUGUUCAAAGCCUUCCAAACCGUGGUCUAUGCCGUUGAUCACGAUACGUUUAAAGACUCGUGGAAGUCCUUUGUCGAAACUUUCGGCAGGCAGCAACGGCACAUCCUGCGAUAUAUCCAAAAGGAAUAUAUGCCGUGGCGCAAGCAGUGGGUGAAAUGCUACAUUGACCGCUAUCGGAACUUCGGUCAAAGGGUCAAUAGCCCCACCGAGACCGCCCAUGCAGACGUCAAGUCUCACCUUGUGACGGGCACGGGAGACCUCCUUUACCUCCACCAAGCCCUUGUCACGAUGAUUGAUAAGAAGUCCCGGUCCUAUCGCCAAGAGGCCGCGAGACAGAUUCAGCGUCAGCGUGAUCAGUACCUCAAGCAGGCAUGGCUCGGCAAGCUUAACCUCCAGAUCACAUAUCAGGCCAUUGACCUUAUUGCCAAGCAGUAUCGCUUUGCCCUCGCCGCCCUGCCUGAUCAGCGCAAGCCCAAACCGCUACGCGCUUGCACGGGCAACUUCGAGCACCAAUACGGCCUCCCAUGCAGCCAUCGCAUUCUUGAUUGCCUGAUGAGCGGCACGCCUCUGAGACGGAGCCAGAUUGCUAUGCGUUGGUGGCUCGAGAAGCCGUUGAACGCCGAGGAUAAGCUACUUGAAAUUCGCGACCCGGCUAUUGUUAGAAGCGCACGAGGCAGGCCGCGCCUGAAUGCCGACAACAAGAAGCUCAAGGUCCCGCGAUACCUCAAGAUCGCGGAUUACACCUCCAAGCCAGGAAGUGACGCCGAUGAUACGGACGAUGACGAUGCCGAAACCGAGCCUGCACAACGGAGUCAAGGCAGGCAUUCAGCGCGAGGCCGUGGUCUGAGCCGACAGCCUAGUCAGACUGCGGGCCGAGGAACGCGCCGGUUGAACGCGAGCCUUCGCCGUGACCGCUCUCAAUUCGAGCUUGACGAGCUACAGUCACAUGCGUCGCAAUCGUCGCGAGGAAACAAGCGUCGACGAGUCCGUGGCGGAGCGGCUGGACGAAGUCAUGCGGAGGCAUCACAGGCCGAGAGGUCGCCGGCAAACCAGGUCCAAACGUCAAGAGAGUCAUCAGCCGAAAGCUGCAUCAUCAUCCCAGGAAUGCAAUGGACUGUAAUACCAUGA